AUGCGCAUUUCUCUUUUGAGCCUCUUCAUACUCCCUCUCGCCCUUUCUGCACCUUCUCCUCAACCUGCCAAUUCCCCAGGUAAAACACUCCAUCAAGCAACAAGGAAAUCCGUCAUCGAUGCUAUGCGACGUGAAGCUCUCGGUCUUCGUAGACGACAAACUACAAACGCGCCUUAUCCCGUUUGUCCAGGUGAACAAGGUCCCGACGCUACGUAUACGUUCGCAUGGGCCGUAUACCCCAAUACGUUAGGAACUUACGAACCGUUCACCGAUCAAAUUUCAUCUACGGAAACGACUUCUUUGGAUAAUUGUAUCUCGGCUUGUGAAGGUUAUAGCAAUUGUAUAGAUAUCAGUUGGAGACCAGCUGCCAAUCCUAAUUGUUAUCUUCUAUCUGCUAUUCAAACCAAUUUACAGGAAUUUGACGGUCUUACAGCCGUUUUCCGCGAUACGGAUUGUGCAGGUAUGGCCGCUAGUGCAAAUGGUCGGGCGUGUUGUAAUAUCUACACUACUACAGAGUAG
Tremella mesenterica DSM 1558 is the source of this 519-nucleotide messenger RNA. RefSeq lists its product as uncharacterized. NCBI's taxonomy places the organism in Eukaryota, Fungi, Basidiomycota, Tremellomycetes, Tremellales, Tremellaceae. The transcript has 3 exons. The record is from RefSeq and is a predicted model, not a curated record. Bases 1 to 519 code for a protein of 172 amino acids.